AUGCUGGGCGAUUUGUUGCUCUUCGGGUAAGUGGGGCGGGGGGGGGAGGGGAAAGAUGCAGGGUUGCUAAGCAACGCCUGUCCCCAAAGGAGGGGGCAGGGCAGGAGAGGAUGAGCCCCCCCUUGCAAUGGGGGGGGGUUAAAUAGGGCGCCCCUGCAGCAGGAGCUGCACCUGACGGAUUCCUGCCUGUCGCGCAGAUAGGAGGCUGAUGGUAGCGGCAGGGGAGGCCAGGAGGAGAGGCGAUCUUCUUUGGCUUCAUUCCCUCCCGACAUCUGGCCCUCCAGAUGUUGCUGCGCUCUUGACCUCCCCCCCCCCCCGGCAGCCAGCAGGACCAGUGGUUAGGGAUGGUGUGGCGAUGGGGGGUGCUAAUAAUAAUAAUAAUAAUAACAAAUUUUUAUUUAUAUCCCGCCCUCCCCAGCCGAAGCCGGGCUCAGGGCGGCUAACAGCAAUCAAAUAAGACAACAUUUUAAAAUCAUUUCAUUAGAAAAUUACUUCAAAUCAAAUUGAUGGCAACCAUUGGGUAGCGUUCUGUGAAGAUUGCCCGAGGAGGGAGUCAGGCUGUGCUCCGGCCAAAGGCCUGGUGGAACAGCUCUGUCUUGCAGGCCCUGCAGAAAGAUGUCAAGUCCCGCAGGGCCCUAAUCUCUUGGGACAGAGCGUUCCACCAGAUCGGGGCCACAGCCGAAAAAGCCCUGGCUCUGGUUGAGGCCAGCCUAACCUCUCUGUGGCCUGGACCUCCAAGAUGUUUUUGUUUGCAGAUCGUAAGUUCCUCUGUGGGACAUACCAGGAGAGGCAGUCCUGUAGGUACGAGGGUCCUAGGCCUUAUAAUAAUUUAUUUAUACCCCACCCAUCUGGCUGGGUUUCCCCAGCCACUCUGGGCGGCUUCCCACAGAAUAUUAAAAUACAAUAACCUACUAAACAUUAAAAGCUUCCCUAAACAGGGCUGCCUUCAGAUGUCUUCUAAAAGUCAGUUGUUUUUGACAUCUGGCGGGAGGGCGUUCCACAGGGCGGGCGCCACCACCGAGAAGGCCAUCUGCCUGGUUCCCUGUAACCUCACUUCUCGCAGGGAGGGAACCACCAGAAGACCCUCGGAGCUGGACCUCAGUGUCCGGGCUGGACGAUGGGGGUGGAGACGCUCCUUCAGGUAUACAGGAUCAAAGCCGUUGAGAAAAACCCCAUCCCUUGAAAGCUGCUCAGUUUCUCUUUUUCCUUCUCUCUUUCUCCCCCCCCCCCAUGCAGGACACUGUUGGUCAACGCAGGAGCAGUGUUAAACUUCAGGCUGUAAGUGCUCAGAGGUGGGGGGAGCAGCUGGGCUGGGGAGGGAGGUGGGGUUCAGCUUGGGAGGAGGACCACAGUUCUGGCUUGGAAGAAGGGGUUCAGGAUUCGGGUGCUCAGGAGAAACCACCUUCCGGCCACUUGUUCUCGCAGAAAGCGCCGCGUUCAAGUCUCCAGCUGCACUCCAUUGUCUUCCGAGACGGACGGAUGUUGGGACGUAGGUGUUCCGUUAAGCCAGAACUCAUCGGUGGAGCUCUCGUCUUCUGUUCAUUUGUCCAGAUCCCUUUCAAAACGCUUCCAUUUCAUAUCAGUUGUGAGAUGCUUUGGCUUGCUGUAAAUCCUCCUCUCUCUUGCCUCUUAGGAAGACGAGAGAGAGCCAGGGCUUUGGUGAAGAAGUGAGGGAACCCACAACAGGUAAGACCCUCCAGGCAGGUGUGGGGUUGUAGCUGAGGCCUCCAUACUGCGCCCACCUUGCCGUGCCCUCUAAAACCCCCACUGAGGUGGUGUGAUUUCAUAGCUUUGGGAUACCCCCAUGCCAACCAUGGGGAAGGGCUUUGGGUGACAGGUGGAGGGUGCCUUGGACACUGAAGCCUCCAGCCUGAAGCCCCGGACAGCUGCUGCCAGUCAGUGUAGGCUGUUCUGAGAUCGGUGGCUAAUGAUCCGACAGCUGCUUCUGCAAGAGAGUCCUUGCAUGGGAUAGCUUUGCCCUCCGUUGAGCCAACAGGAAACCCGACGCGAAACCACACCGCUGCCUGGUAUUCCAGACCGCUUGGUUCCACAUUGGUUCUGCAAUUGCUUUAUCUAAUUCCUCAAGGACGGCUGCGAGUUCUGGACACUUAAGGAUCCCGAUUAAUUCUUACGCUAGAGCCGGAACGUUGACCAUUAGCAGUGCCUGGCCUCUCCCUUGAGCCUGGUUCCAUGAAGAUGGUUCUUAAUAACAAUCUUGCAAGAAUGAAUCCAUAUUCAAAAAAACAACAAAUCUUCCCAGCUUCCAGGGGCUUCCCAUUUUUCAAACACAAUUUCCUCCUGCAUUAACUGUGCCUCGUGGCAUUUCAAAAAAGCGCCUAGAAUUGAACUCCAAAGUCAGAAAAAUGUUCUAGUGCUACUUAUAAAUUGCAUCUUGUUUGAUAAACCGGAGAGUCACCCUGCAUAAUUUUCUCUUGUAACUUCCCCUUUCAGGAUUCAUAUGAUUGAAUUACUUCUAAGGAUUCCCACCAACACAUUACAUCUAUUUUCCACUUUUUUUUUAUAAAAAGAAUGAAUUGCAAAGUGCCUUGCUCAUCACUUUGGUACUUAAAAUAUAACAACUGCAAGCAGCCUCAAAGCUGGGGCUCAGGGUUUCUUCAAAACUUGAAAACCAGUGCAGUUUUUAAAGGUUUGGUCUCCCAUCUUGAUUUGAAAUGGCGCCCCAUUGUACCCCAACGCCGGCAAUAAUAUGCUCCUUGAUCUUUGCAACCGUUGCGCAAAAUCUGGUUAUGAGCAAGCAGAGAGACAAACAGCUUUCCAAAUACUUGUUAGUAGAUUAAUUAGUUCCCGUUAUUGUGCACAAUUGUCGUUGUGCAUGAAAGGAGUAUAGCUUGAGAGGACUGGGGCAGCAAUAGGGACACUUGCCAUAUUAUUUUAUUUUAUUUCCACCUAGGUGAUAACAUCAGGGAGUUUCUGCUGAGCCUGAGAUACUUCCGGAUUUUCAUCGCCCUGUGGAAUAUCUUCAUGAUGUUCUGUAUGAUUGUGUAAGUCAGUGGGGGGAAAAGGGUGUCAUCUUCCCGGUUGCGCGGUUGGUUUUGGGGCAUUUUACGUUCAUAUUUAUUACUUGCAGCCUCGUACCCGGCGCUGCUCAGGAACCGAAGGGCUAUGGGGAAGCUGGAUUUGAGCCAGUAAGAGGUCCAGAUUUCACCUCGGCCAUUGGCACACCAUGGCUCUUUCUUUUGCAAUAUUGGGGACAAUAACCUUGGGCCUGUUUAUAACCGAAAUAAUAUGUUGUCCAUUUUCUCCCUGCUUUUGUCUUCUAGGUUAUUUGGAUCUUAA
Molecule: messenger RNA, 3297 nt
Organism: Podarcis lilfordi (Lilford's wall lizard)
Lineage: Eukaryota; Metazoa; Chordata; Lepidosauria; Squamata; Lacertidae
Source: the annotation of a GenBank genome assembly